Lotus japonicus is the source of this 1271-nucleotide messenger RNA. RefSeq names its product chlorophyllase-2-like. Gene Ontology annotation, molecular function: chlorophyllase activity. The record is from RefSeq and is a predicted model, not a curated record. The coding region runs from base 51 to 1034 and encodes 327 amino acids. Lineage: Eukaryota; Viridiplantae; Streptophyta; Magnoliopsida; Fabales; Fabaceae. Gene Ontology annotation, biological process: chlorophyll catabolic process. The transcript is spliced from 3 exons.
UCUGAUUCUGCAGCAAAAAGCAACACUUGCAAAUUAAGGCAAAACAUAAAAUGAGUCUAUCAAUAUCAUCAGUUACUCAUCUAUCGUCAGUUAUGGGUUCUGAUGCUUCUACUGCUCUCACUAACGUCUUUGACUCUGGGAAGUACACCACCAAGUUUCAAAGGAUAGAAUCUAAUUCAUGCAAUGGCACACACCCUGAUCCACCUCCACCAAAGUCACUCUUCAUUGCUACACCUCUUGAAGGUGGAGAAUUCCCAGUUCUACUUUUCCUGCAUGGCUAUCUUCUUUACAAUUCAUUUUAUUCCCAGCUUAUCCAGCACAUUGCUUCUCAUGGCUUCAUUGUCAUUGCUCCUCAGUUGUAUGCAGUGGCUGGACCUGAUGUAAGUGGAGAGAUUCAUUCUACAGCUGCAAUAACAAAUUGGCUAUCUGAAGGACUCAGCAAGUUCCUUCCACCAAAUGUAACACCAAAUUUCAGCAAGUUAGCACUCGCCGGCCACAGUCGCGGAGGCAAAACAGCUUUUGCUGUUGCUCUGAGAAAACUAAACAUCACAACUGAUCUCAAGUUUUCAGCAUUAGUAGGAGUGGACCCAGUUGAUGGACUGGACAGAGGAAAGCAAACCCCCCCACCAGUUCUCACCUAUGUUCCUCAUUCAUUUGAUUUCGACAUGCCAGCAAUGGUUAUAGGUUCAGGUCUAGGGGACGUGAAAAGGAAUCCUUUAUUUCCCCCUUGUGCUCCCAAAACUGUCAACCAUGAGGAUUUCUUCAAUGAAUGUAACAAACCUGCUUGGUAUUUUGUGGCUAAGGAUUAUGGACAUGUUGACAUGCUAGAUGAUGAUACCAAUGGAAUAAUAGGGAAAGCUACCUAUUGUCUAUGCAAGAAUGGAGAGUCAAGGAAACCAAUGAGGACAUUUGUUGGAGGACUUGUAGUUGCAUUCUUGAAAGCUUACCUGCAGGGUGAUAACAGGGACUUAUUGGCCAUAAAAGACAAGCAUUUGAGGGCACCAGUGGAGCUCAAAUUUGAUUAUUUUGUAUGAAAAUCAUAGAGAUAGUACAACAACACAUGCAGUCAAUCAGCAUAUGCACAAACAUCACACUGCUUUAGUUUUUCUUUUCUCUGUUAUGUUCAUGGAAGCUAUGCAGAGAGCAAAGGGAGUUCUUACAGUUACAAAAACAAAGGCUAGACGGAACUUUGUAAUAUUGUUAUAGCAAAAGAGCCAACACACCCUCCUAGUGAAUGCUAAAAAACGCAGCAAAGAAUUAUUUGAGUUCUA